Molecule: messenger RNA, 1218 nt
Organism: Lucilia cuprina (Australian sheep blowfly)
Lineage: Eukaryota; Metazoa; Arthropoda; Insecta; Diptera; Calliphoridae
Product: synaptosomal-associated protein 25
Exons: 1
Coding region: 489-1121 (210 amino acids)
Biological process (GO): exocytosis; synaptic vesicle fusion to presynaptic active zone membrane; synaptic vesicle priming
Cellular component (GO): SNARE complex; plasma membrane
Molecular function (GO): SNAP receptor activity; syntaxin binding
Source: RefSeq, a predicted model, not a curated record
AUCUUGAGAAAAUCGGUGGGUGUGUGUGUAGAAUUUGUAUUUGCUUAAUUUGCUUGAAUUUUUUUCCUGGCGAAUUAAAAUUUUAAUAAUUUAUAAUUUCGUUGUAAAACAAGUUCAUUUUACUAAGUAGAGAAAAAUACAUAGUAGAUAAAUAUAAGAAAGUGAAAAUUUAAAACUGUGAAUCGAAAUAGGUGACUAACUCUGAAAAACGACACGAGGCAGUAAAAAUCACCAAAAAUAUUUUGCAAAUACAAAGUAAAAAAAAAACUAAAAUAUUCAUAAGUACAAGUUUGUGUGUAUUUGAUAAAUUUAUUAAAUCAAUUGUUAAACGUUGUUAGAUUAACAACCACUUGCGAAAAAAAGGAACAAAGAGCGAGAUAAUAAAAUAAACAUACCGUCAUCAUAAUCAUCUACUUUUAGUAACCAAAUUUCUAGAAAAUAAAUUUGUAUUUUUAUCAAAUAAGAAAAGUAUUUAUAAAACAACAAAAAUGGCAGCUGAAGGUGUUCCUCGCACUGAAUUGGAAGAUUUGCAAAUGAAAUCUGCCCAGGUGGCGGAUGAAUCUUUGGAAAGUACCCGCCGUAUGUUGAAUCUUAUGGAAGAAAGUAAAGAAGCGGGUAUACGCACACUCGUUGCCCUUGACGAUCAAGGUGAACAGCUGGAUCGCAUUGAGGAAGACAUGGAUCGUAUUAAUGCCGACAUGAAAGAGGCUGAAAAAAAUUUAAGUGGCAUGGAAAAAUGCUGUGGUAUUUGUGUGUUGCCCUGGAAAAAAGUAUCUAUAAAAGAUGACAGUGACAAUGCUUGGAAAAAUAAUGAUGAUGGUAAAAUUGUGAACAACCAGCCUCAGCGAGUUAUCGAUGAACGGGAAAGAGCAGGUAAAGGAGCUCCUCCCCAAUCUGGUUACAUAGCCCGCAUAACAAACGAUGCCCGAGAAGAUGAAAUGGAUGAGAAUCUGGGCCAAGUUAAUUCAAUGUUAGGUAACCUGCGCAAUAUGGCCUUGGAUAUGGGCUCUGAAUUGGAGAAUCAAAACAUACAAAUCGAUCGUAUAAAUGCCAAGGGUGAUGCUAAUAAUGAACGUAUGACGGGAGUCAACAAGAGGGCCAAUAAUCUACUCAAGAGUUAAAUCAAUUAAUCACUCAGACACACAGACACACUCACAGAACAGUAUAUUUAAAGUAAUAUCGUCAUCAUCAACAAUAUAAAAACAACAACAUCAUCAU